UAAAGUUCAGACACUUCUAAAAAUCAAACCAAAGAUCUUCAGAUUUAGAGAGAAACAAAAACAAAUUAUGGAAGCUGAGAGAAUGUCAGGCUUUUGUAUUACAAAAGCCAGAAAUGUUGGUAAUAAUUGCACUGGAACUAAGUGCGGUCGUUGGAACCCUACUUCUGAACAAGUUAAAGUUCUGACAGAUUUGUUCCGGUCAGGUCUCCGAACUCCGACCACCGAUCAGAUUCAGAAAAUCUCCACUCAGCUCAGUUUUUACGGCAAGAUUGAGAGUAAGAACGUUUUUUAUUGGUUUCAGAAUCAUAAAGCUCGAGAAAGACAGAAACGUCGGAGAGUUUCUGUUCAUGAUAGCCUUUCAUCUUCUACUAGAUAUUUUGCUGAAAUAAAUCAGGUAACUGAUCAAGAACGAGUGAUUGAAACCCUUCAAUUAUUCCCAUUAAACACAUUUAAUGAAGCCGAUUCGGAGAAGCUUAGAUACCAAGUUAACGAUUGCAAAGAAGCCACGUCAUUUGCAUACACAUUUGGUACAGAAAUGGAUCAUCACCCACCGUUGGAUCUACGAUUAAGCUUUCUGUAAAAGUUUUUUUUCUUGAAGAAUAUUAACAUUUAGGGUUUUAGCUAGCUAGUAUUUGCAUGAAGGGUUAGAAAUUCUUGAUUAGUUCAAAAAUGGUGUAAUAGUUUAUUUGUUUGUUUGAUUUAAGAAAUUAAAAUUUAGAUUUGCUUUAA
Molecule: messenger RNA, 729 nt
Organism: Mercurialis annua (annual mercury)
Lineage: Eukaryota; Viridiplantae; Streptophyta; Magnoliopsida; Malpighiales; Euphorbiaceae
Product: WUSCHEL-related homeobox 5-like
Exons: 2
Coding region: 68-580 (170 amino acids)
Biological process (GO): plant organ development
Molecular function (GO): DNA-binding transcription factor activity; DNA binding
Source: RefSeq, a predicted model, not a curated record